UUCCUACAAUAUAUACAUACGCGUGUGCACAUAAACGUGUGUGUGUGUGUCUAUAUAAAUAUAUACUUGCAGUCCUUCAAGACAACACAGAGAAAAUAAAAAAAGAAUAGAGCUGCUUAUAGUAGUAGUCUUUUUCUUCAAUUUUAGAGAAAGAAGAGAGUAGGGUUUUGUUUGUUAUCUUAUUUGAACAAAUUUAUUUUAAUUCAGACAAAACAAGAAGCAAAUGGGGGUUUCAGGCACUAUGGAGUUCUUGUCUGAUCUGCUUAGCAGUGCUAAAAAGGGCAAGAAAAAGAAGCAGAUGAACACUGUGGAUCUCAAAGUCAGAAUGGAUUGCGAAGGGUGUGCUCGUAAAGUCAAGAAGACACUCUAUGAAGUAAAAGGGGCAAAAUCUGUGGAGAUCGACUUGAAGAACCAGAAGGCAUCAGUAACUGGUUUUGUUGAUCCAAAGAAGGUGUUGAAGAAGGCUAAAGCAACUGGCAAAAAAUCUGAGCCAUGGCCAUAUGUACCAUACACGAUGAUAGCUCACCCUUAUGUUGCUGGAGUUUAUGACAAAAAGGCACCUCCAAAUUAUGUUAGAGGCACUAAUGAUCCAGCAGUUGCCACUCUUAAUCCAGUUGAAGAACAAUAUACACUUAUGUUUAGUGAUGAUAAUCCAAAUGCAUGCUCUAUUAUGUAAUAGAGAUUAAGCCAGGUAUUAAUGACCUUAAUCUUCCUUUUUUUUGGUUAA
Messenger RNA from Olea europaea var. sylvestris, 727 nucleotides. Its product is annotated as heavy metal-associated isoprenylated plant protein 24-like. Gene Ontology annotation, molecular function: metal ion binding. Lineage: Eukaryota; Viridiplantae; Streptophyta; Magnoliopsida; Lamiales; Oleaceae. The transcript has 2 exons. The record is from RefSeq and is a predicted model, not a curated record. The coding region runs from base 224 to 676 and encodes 150 amino acids.